GCCACCGAUGCCACUUUGACGCGAGCCCCACUCUCUCACUCUUCCUGCGUCUUAUCCGCUUUCUCUUUGUCCUUCUAGCUGUUGCAGUAAAUAACACGUUAAUCAGGCAAACAAACGUUUAGGUGUAAAGCAAAAAUAAAAUCGUAACUAAUCGCAGCGUACGCAUACAUCCCAUUACCUACAGGAGUGCCGCUUUAGCCAUUUUUGACGAUGGCUUCAACAACGGCGUGGCUGCUGCUGGCAGGGCUCUCCGUACUAGUGCUUAAAGCUGAUAUUUCAGAAGCAUUUGACCUUGAAGAUGUAUUUAAUUUUAAAGACAAGAAACUUGGAAUAAACAAUCAAGAUGGCAUUCUUGGUCUGGGUGUGGGUGAGAAAAAAAACACCAAGGAACAAGGGUGGAUCACACUUAGAAAGAAGCUGCUGAUGAGGAAACGUAGAGCUGAUGGUGACUUUAACCUGGAAGAUGCUCUUGAUGCAUUUAAUGAUGACGAUAAGAUGACAACUACAACAAAGGCCCCAGUAAAAACUACAACAAAAGCUCCACCAACAACUACUACCACAACUAGAUCUACCACAACCAAAGCUACCAUAACCAAAAAGCCAUCAUAUCCUAAUCCAAAACCUGCAAAAAAUCCAGAUGAUUUUAGUCUUGCAGAUGCUCUCGAUGAGAAAAAUGACAGGACUGAUGAGAAAAAUCGUGGUGGUGGUAAUGCUGGCGGUAAAUCCUUUUCAGAUGAUGACCUUCUGGGAAUUGUUGAUUCAGGAUACUCGCCAGAUAACCCGAGAAGCAAAGGGAAUACAGAUGACAGAGAUACAACAGUUAAUAUACAAGAAACUACAACCAUUGCUGGGAUUGCAAGUGCGCUUGCCAUGGCACUCAUUGGGGCAGUAACAAGCUACAUCUCUUAUCAGCAGAAGAAAUUCUGUUUUAGUAUACAACAAGGUUUAAAUGCCCAGCAAGUAAAGGGAGAAAAUUUAGAAGCAGGCCUGGCUGAAGAUCAACAUGCUCAACAAAACCUUCUUCAGUCACCAUCAGAGCCACCUGUAAAGGUCUAAUUUGGGUGAUCGUAGAAAUAAACAAACCCCUGGAGGAUUGCGUCUUUGUGAAGAUGUCUUCUUUGAAGCUUUGUGUCUUCAGUGAGAACUAGAGUUCAAGUUGUUUGUAUUUUAUUUGUAUGAUCAAAGCUCCCCCAAUGGGCUUCACAAUUGUCACACAGCAUUUUAAGCGAUACGUCCAAAUAGAGAGUAAGAAUUUGGUGCAGGAAGUCACAGACGUGAACUCUGUGAAUUCCUACAAGAGUUGAGUAGGAGUUGAACAAUCUGGGGCAUGGACUGUGUAAAUAAAGCAGCUUGUCAUCAGAUGUCCAUAGUCAGUGGCUAGCUGGUGUACCUGGGAGUGUUCUGGUCAAGUGGACUGUGCAUGCAUUUCAUGCAGAAUACCCCACCCAAUCGCACCUUUCUCAUUUAAACUUGGGGGACGCCUACUGAAAAUUUCUUCACUUUUUUGCAGUGUCAUUGAGAAGUUGCUCUUUCGUUGUAAGAAUUUGCUCCUUUUGUUGUUUGGCUCAUUUGAGGAAGAAUAAACUUGGCAGGUGUUUUAUGUUCACAAUCCAAUGCACUUGUUUGGGAUAAGUGGCCUUCUGCCACAUUAAUAAUAAUAAUAAUAAUUAACAUUUACAUACUACUGUGCUUUACUGAAGGAGGAUUGUGUUAAAAAAAGUCAAACGUGUCGAGUGUGAAUAUGUAAUAGUGGCACCACUAUGUGAGUUUUAAUUUUGAAUUUAAGCUGCUGUGGACAACUAGUCUUAACAUAAUGUGCUUCUGGCUCUUUAAAAUCUAAUUAUUAAUAUGCAAAAUUUGUGAGCAAAUAAAUAAAUUGAAAUUGUGCUGAAAAAGACUGUGAAUUGACAGUGAGCAGUUACCUCGGAAUUGAAAGCUCUCCUAACUUGUAAUUAGAAUGUGCUUAAUGGUGUGGCUCUUUCUAAGUAAUUUCAACACAACAGACGAGGGUAACAGAAUGAAAGAAUCAAUCAAGCAGGCGCAUUGCCGCUCAUUCGUCAAUAUCGGAAUAUGUCUCGUCAGCGGCUGCCCUUUCAUUUUUAAACAAGACUCCAUAUUUCAGGUGAGACAACAGAAUCCCGCUGUUUUAUUCAAAACUUGGACAGCUCGGCAUUAUAUAAUGCACGGGCUAAGGGUCGGAUUGAUUUGCGGUUCAUUCCUGUUGACACUGAUGUGACUUUGCCAGCCAUGGCUGAAAGGUCUUUGACAGUUUUCUCUUUUUAUUUCACUUCUUCCAACGCUAACAGCACCCUCCUUGUAUGACGCAAGACCUUUGAAAGACCUGCAUUGCGACUAUAAUUAGCCCAGCCUUGUAAGACCACCACGUGCUCAGUUCUAGUGGGCAUUUUGACUCUUCUUGAUAUCUUGUGCUUCAGAUCUGUUCAUUUCAAUCUCAUUUUCUUUUGCCCUUAAAAUUAAUUUGGCUGCCAAUUCUUUCUCAUUGUGCUGCCGUUGUCCGUCUCCUUCUACUUCUCGCUGUCUGUUUGUGUGCAGUUCAAGUUUACACGGUCAUGUGGCGCCUUACACAAUUGACGUGGGCAGUUUCUUCUGAUUGACUAAUUGGCAUUAGAGCCGAGAAUCGGAAGCCUCUCCUGAUUUUCUAGUAAUCAGAUCCCCAAGCACACAAUCUACAAGGCAAAGAGCAAACAGAGAGUGUAAAGUUGGUAGUGCGGUCAGUGAUGGAUGAUGCAUUCUAGCAGCCUGCUCUGGCCAUCCCAAAGGAGAGGAGUGAAAAACAUGAAGAGCUCAGAAUGAUGUGAGAUGUUCUAAGACACAAAUUCGAGAACAGCUCAGGUUGGUUAUCUUUGAGAGGUCUGAGUGCCUGCAUGAAAUGGUUUGUUGGCAACAGGAGCCCUUACCUUAGCUCGAUGGGUCCUGCUGUGAAUACAAUACUGGAUACUGACAGGACGAUUAAAAAAAGCUUUGCCGUCAUUUUAAACAUAUAAAGUCGUAGAGAAGCCAUCAACAGCUUUAGCGCAGUUUUAAAUAAAAUUAGGAAAAUGAUUAUCGAGUGAGCAAAAAGUAGUGGCAGGCGGGUAACAACAAGUUAUUAAUUAGCCAUACAUUUGUAAUAUAUUAAAUCAUAAAAUGACCAAUUAAUGCCUAGAAAUGAAAUCUUUGCUUUUCUGGCUCAUAUGUAUGUCUGCCAAAAGAGCUGGGCAGUUUUUUUCCCCAAUCUGAUGUCUGCAGUUACACCCAUUCGUUGUUUUACUUUACAGCCCGUUUUGGUCUCUAGCCCAGAGUUGGUACUGCAGUUCUCUUGAUGAAGUGUGUCAUUUCUCAUGACGAGGCACGGCACUAACACUUCAUCAUUGUCACCUGCAGCUGGCCCUUGGACUGUGACCCGUUACUUCCCUUCCAUUCCUUUCUUGUGAUUAGCUUCACACCGAAGAGGCCCAGUCCACCACCUCUCUGGUCUGAAGGCUGGAAGCGAUUGUGCACCUUAGCUAGUAUGGCGUCUCGCAUAGCCGAGUACCGACUCCCGACUCCCAAAUGAAACAAAGCCUUCAUUCACAGGCUCAGCCUGAGGUAGGGUGCAGCUGCAAACAUGGAGGUCAGUCAUUGUAAAUGGUAAGAACGACCACUCUGCCUCGUGCCAUACACUGCUGACCACGUGGGUUUGAGAAUGACGACCCCCUUAACUAGUCAAGAAUGUUCCGUGCAUCACUAUUCAUGGAUGGUCUGGAACAAGUGCACGUCAAUCAAUGUAAAAUUACCCAGCGCUUCAAUCUUUCAUUUCCACUGUGGUUGACCAAAAAACAAAGUGGCUCUUCUCCUUGCCUGAUUUUAUUCAAAAUCACAGACUGGACAUUUUCACACAGUCGGCAAAAUCUUAAUGGCACAAUUCAGAUGGUAACUGCCCUGUGAUUCAGCAGAAGCUCAGUCCUGGUGGACGCUGACAGGCUGCUCUUUAUUUGCACAAACUGGGUUUACUUUAAUAAUAAUAUAUUUUAUUUAUAUAGUGCCUUUCUCAUUCUCAAGGCUUUAUACCUCUAACACUUGUCUGCACUCAUUGACUUAAUUUGAAUGUUAAUAAAAGUGAUUGAUUGAA
Molecule: messenger RNA, 4111 nt
Organism: Erpetoichthys calabaricus (reedfish)
Lineage: Eukaryota; Metazoa; Chordata; Cladistia; Polypteriformes; Polypteridae
Gene: cd99l2
Product: CD99 molecule-like 2
Exons: 10
Coding region: 211-1056 (281 amino acids)
Source: RefSeq, a predicted model, not a curated record